CGUCCCGAAUGGAACAACAAGAGACUCAGACCGACGAUCAAGCGGACGCCAGGUCACACGAGGAUCCCGCGCCGGACGACGCCGCAGCGCACCAAGCAGACGACGAAGACAUGCAACCUGCUGCUGCUGCUGCAUCAGCCCCUGCACGUAAGCGAGGCCGGCCGCCAAAGAAGCGACGCGGUGGGACUGGCGUGGACGGAUCUGCCGCUCCUUCUGCUGAGCCUGGUCCAGCCAGAGCAGCGUCGAUCUCGGCCGUGCGAUCACGCGCGGCAGCUGCGGCAACGACCGCUGAAGCGACUGGAAGUGGCAGCGCGGCGGACGUGUCGCCCGAGUUCAAGGACUUGCGCGCGCUGCUGGCGCAUGCAGAGCGACUCGCUGCGUCUGUGACAAACACGGCGGGACUUGUGGCGAACGAGUCCAUCCUGCUGCGGGAAUACGUGACAGAGCGCGAUGCGUUGCUUGAAGAACGGGCGUCGCGGCUGCGAGACGUUGCCGAGAUCACCGAGGACUAUGAAGCAAUCAACGCUGGAUUGCAGCAGCUCGUGGACGAGCGCGACCAGCUGCGCGCAGAGAUCAACCGUCUUCAGACACACAUCUACACGCCGCUCAAGGACCGCAUCGAUCAAGUCCGGCUGCAGGCUGGCAUGGCCAAGCUGCCAACCUUGCAGGACGAGCACGAUGCUCGCGUGAGUGAAUAUCUGCAGCAGCGACGUUCUGGUGCGAUUCUAUAGCCAUGGCUAGUAGGGUAUCUUCAAGAGCCUGCUUUUUCGGAGGCGGGGAGGGGAAAAGGCCGUGGAUGAGCGGCGAACAGCGUUGGGUCAAGGCUUUGUGCGAGCCAAAAGUUCAACAACGGAAUUUCUUGCCUACCUUGUCCACUCGUGGUCGUCAGAAAGUUGUUCAGUGGAACUUGGCAUCAGCUUGUGU
Molecule: messenger RNA, 924 nt
Organism: Capsaspora owczarzaki ATCC 30864
Lineage: Eukaryota; Filasterea; Ministeriida; Capsasporidae
Exons: 1
Coding region: 9-731 (240 amino acids)
Biological process (GO): positive regulation of neuron differentiation
Cellular component (GO): nucleus
Source: RefSeq, a predicted model, not a curated record